AAUCAAACAGCUGUUUAAAAACAGAAGACAAACAAAAGAGACGAAUGAUUAUUAUUUAAUCAAUAACCAAAAAGGAGUUUACAGAAGUUUGAAUAUUAAUAAAAUGUCAGCACCAGGAUCAGCAACUUCAAUGAAAACAGUUCCACAAACGGGUCGUAAAAAACCAAGUGGUCCAAAAUUUGAAUUAACAGAUGAACAAAAAAAUGAUAUUCGUGAAGCAUUUGAUUUAUUUGAUACAGAAGGUAGUGGUAAAAUAGACGUGAAAGAAUUGAAAGUGGCGAUGAGAGCGUUAGGUUUUGAACCAAAAAAAGAAGAAAUCAAAAAGUUAAUUGCUGAAACAGAUAAAGACAAUUCAGGUAGAUUAUCAUACGAUGAAUUCUAUCACAUUAUGUGCAGUAAGAUGGCUGAAAAGGAUUCGAAAGAAGAAAUUAUGAAAGCAUUUCGAUUGUUUGAUGAUGAUGAUACUGGUAAAAUAAGCUUUAAAAAUUUAAAACGUGUUGCUAAAGAAUUAGGUGAAAAUUUAACUGAUGAAGAAUUACAAGAAAUGAUUGAUGAAGCUGAUAGAGAUGGUGAUGGGGAAAUUAGUCAAGAAGAAUUCUUUCGAAUAAUGAAAAAAACAAGCCUAUAUUAAAAUUUGUGUGUCUAAAUAAAAAUAUAAAAAUGUAAAUUUGUUUAAGGUAAUUAAUUCUUUAUGUAUGUAGAUUAUUUUAAUGUUACAAUUUCAAAGAUCUUCAUUUGAUGAAAAAGUUGCUUUUGUAUCAUAAAAUUUCAAUUAAUAAUGA
This is a messenger RNA of Chrysoperla carnea, 782 nucleotides long. Its product is annotated as caltractin. Gene Ontology annotation, molecular function: calcium ion binding. Gene Ontology annotation, biological process: centriole replication; mitotic cell cycle. The record is from RefSeq and is a predicted model, not a curated record. Lineage: Eukaryota; Metazoa; Arthropoda; Insecta; Neuroptera; Chrysopidae. The transcript has 2 exons. Bases 104 to 631 code for a protein of 175 amino acids. Gene Ontology annotation, cellular component: centrosome; centriole.